UUUCAUGUUAAAUAAGCCGCCCAAUGACAAUCUAAUAUAAAGGGUGUCGACUGUCGCCCCGAGCGUGGGAGGUUGGCGGACCUCGGAUCCCCUCUCCCAACUCGACCAGUUCCUCUGCCAUCUGAUCCCGUUACAAAAUGAGCCUCUCCCCAAACAAAACUCGACACCAAGCUGAGAAUGAACAACUAAUGCCUGUAGGGAUUUCAUCGCAUCAAUCCCAUAGGGCUCAAAUGGAUGCUUCUAAGCAAGCCAUGCAGACAUCAUCUGCACAAAUAGAUCCACCGGCGAAUGAGGGCAUAUAUUCAAUGGCAGUGACUCAAACGAAGCCAUCCUUCGUUGCCAGGGUCCUUGACUACUGGGUGUGGGAGAUCACAUCUUGUGUGGGAGCUUUAGUGGCCCUUUUCGCCAUUAUUGGAGUGCUUCUUAAAUACAACGGCAAGAGCAUUCCAGAUUGGCCCUACGGGAUUACAGUCAACUCGGUCCUUUCCUGGAUUGUGCAAGUUUUUAACGCAUGCGUGCUUGGGGCAGUCUCGAAAUGUAUCAGCCAAUUUAAAUGGAUCCACCUCAGCAAGGCCGAUAGACCGCUGAGUGACAUAGACCACUAUGAUUCGGCUAGCAGAGGUCCCCUCGGUUCCAUAACAUUUAUUUGGAGAUCCAAAUUAAGGCAAUUGGCCUGUCUCGGUGCCCUGAUUACGAUUUUAGCGGUCUGUGUAGGCCCGUUUACGCAGCAAAUGGUCCGAGUGGUUAACCACCGCGUUAUCACUGACAUACCGGCUUCUACCGCGCGAGCGCAGUCAUAUCUCGAGUCCGGAUCUUUUACUAUGACCAAGCAGGGAGGAUCCCAGGGGCCCUCGAGCGGCAUGCUGGCAACUAUCUAUGUCUCAAUGUUUACAAAUUCCAACUCAUCAGAAUAUGCGUCCACUGCACCGUACACAAGUGUUCCUCCGGCUUGUCCUACCGGCGAGUGUGAGAUUCCACCUUUUCAGUCAGUAGCAGUAUGUUCCCACUGUGAGGAUGUCUCGCUGUUUCUCUCAUCUCGCUGCAAUGAACAGUGCCCAGAAGAGAUGACGCUAUGCACCCAUUCCCUUCCGACUGGUUUGCAGCUUGUGACCGGAUAUCCCAGUAGUUGGUCAGAUGUGGAAAUAGCCGGAUAUAAUAGUACUAAAUACCUCGUUACCGAUACAGCUCAGGCGAGGGACCCUACUAAAGACAUGCGCAUAAUCGCCAAUACUGAGGACUUUGGAGAAAGUGCUUUUCUAAAUGUUACCUCAAUUGAAAAACCACGGGGAGCAAAUAUAUCUCACGCAAGAGCCCUGCAGUGCUCACUAUAUUGGUGUGUAAAGACAUUCUCUACUAGUAUGCAUAACGGCACAAAAGACGAGAUACUUCUUAACACGUGGAAUGAUCCUAAUGCCCAUUUUUAUCCUACACCACCAUCGGAGAGGCUAGAUAUUCGACCUCCCAGACAAGGUUAUCUUGAUGCUUCAGAUUUUUCAAUUGAUGGUAUCGGCAACCAAGGAUUAGUGGUAUGGUUUCAGGAACAGUUUCACGUUUCCACCUCCUUUAACACAACUCAAACCGACUGCCAGAGUAUUCAGAAUAUGAGUAAUAUUGAACAGGACUUCCUCACGAGUGAUAUAUUUGAAACUCUAUGGUAUACAAAUCUUCCGGACCUCCUUUCAAUCUUAUCAGUGAGGAUGACGAACUAUAUACGCCAGGUUCCAUUAGCGAAACAGUACCCUUUGCUUGCAACCUUCGGACCUAUUGAAGGCGCAGGUCGCGCAAAUGGGACCUCAUAUACUGGGCAGACGCAGAUACGAGUGGUUUGGGCGUGGAUAACGUUCCCUGCUCUCUUGAUUCUUUUAACAGUGGCAUUUUUGGCUAUCACCGCAAUCAAAACCAAAAUGGGGAGACUAGAAGUGUGGAAAUCGUCUACAAUCCCGCUACUUUGCUCCGGACUGGACGAGCAGUCACAGCAAACGAUCCGUGCCCAGGGACACCUGGUUCAAAUGAACAAAAUGACAGAUCAACUCCAUGUUCGAUUGUGGAAGGGAGAUAUGGGUUCCUAUGGCAACAAAUGGCAGCUACAGGCUCAAUAACUGGGUAGUCAACAGAGAGCGUAACCUUCAUCCCUUUUUAUUCUACACGGCAGGGCUGAAUACGCAUAGUUUCCAGGAAGGAUAUAUAAAUAAAUAUAUACACAAAGUUAAAAGAGUCAUAAUUGUUAAAUUUAAGUUAGCAAUCUUACUCAAACAACCUGCAUCUAUAUAGAUCUUGUGAUGCGAAAUUAUAUAUAUAACGAUAUAUGCUUUAGUGCAUGUAAUAUGCAUGAAGACUAUCCAUAUAUAGA
Messenger RNA from Aspergillus alliaceus, 2350 nucleotides. Its product is annotated as DUF3176 domain-containing protein. The transcript has 2 exons. NCBI's taxonomy places the organism in Eukaryota, Fungi, Ascomycota, Eurotiomycetes, Eurotiales, Aspergillaceae. Bases 138 to 2099 code for a protein of 653 amino acids. The record is from RefSeq and is a predicted model, not a curated record.